This is a messenger RNA of Linum trigynum, 2608 nucleotides long. The record is from the annotation of a GenBank genome assembly. NCBI's taxonomy places the organism in Eukaryota, Viridiplantae, Streptophyta, Magnoliopsida, Malpighiales, Linaceae.
CUCAAACUUAAGUCAGUCAUAUGAACUUCAAGUUUGGAAAAUAGAAUCGCUGAGAUUCGAGCAAAAUACUUCUCGAUCACUUAAAUCUAUGACACGUGCUUAGUGCGAAACAGACAUGAGUAUUGAUCUACCCGUCCCACCCUCAUUAUCAUCACUAAAUUAAUCUCUGUCUUCAAUUUUAGUACAUCCUAUACCCCAUAAAACCACAACUAAUCAUCGAUGGAUCUCGAAAGCAGUUAUAUCUCUGUCUUGAAUAGGUGAAUCCCAUCUCCCAGAAAAACCAGAGGAAGGCCCAGAACUUCCCAAAACUGGAGUUUUAAUUAUAAUUUCAUUUUCCAACAACCAUAUUUAUUGUUCUCAAUGUUUUUUUUAUCUGUUUUUUUUUUUUUAGUUUACGGUGGCGGUGGCACAUUUAUUAGUAGCCAUGCAGCGUUACUGAGAAACAAAAGAAAUUGAAUGACUUGACUUCCCACCAGUAAAACGAACUAACGAAGGGCUUAGUUCCCUCCAUUCACGAUGUACGGUAGAGUGUCCAUCCACUCUACCGUACCUCUUGAAUUAGAACUCAUGUCCAUCCACAAAACAAAAUAAUAACAACUCUAAACUAGACAGAAAAUGAUUCUUUUUUCUUUCUUCCUUGUGACAUGAUCAACAAUGUAAUUAAAACCACACAAAAACUCCAAACUUUGCUUAGAGCAGUUGGUUGUCUUUUGAAGACAAUCUGCCAGGGGAUAGCUGACUCGCGAUAGCUCGUUCUCCUACUCAUAUUUCGCUCAUCUUGAACUUCUCGCUCAAUAUAAGACUAAAGCGAGGCCAUCAACCACAUCCGAAUCCAAUCUCUGGGUGAUCGAUAAUACCGACAUAUAUAUAUAUAUAUAUACGUUAGCCCUAGAUGGGCAAUUUCGAACUCGGAAUAUGACAUGAUCGGUUGGAGUUGCUGACCGCCACACAAAAGAAUUAAUGAUGAGCAAAUAUCGCCCGUCAUUAAUUCUUCUUUAAUUUGUUAAGAACUCCAUCUCUCACACGUAGACAUCUUAAAAAACGGGGUUAAUUUUAGCCUACCGACUCAUGUAUAACUCUUUACUAGCAAGUCGUUACUCGAUUAUAUUACUUACUAACAAAACCCUUUAAGAACAUUGGACUCAGCACAGGCAAAAAUCAUGUACCUAUCGAUCAUUGUAGCCUGGGUGGAUAGAUAUCUUCAUCACCAUAACUUCCUGAUUAUUUUUUAUUAUUAUAUAUAAUUCCAAACAAUAUACACAAAAUAAUCAAACAAAUAACACAUCAGUCAUCACAGAAACCAAAUUGUACAAUAAAUAAUGAAAGCAAAUGGGGGUUGAAUUGAAUUCAUGUGUAGGUCUGGGUUUUUAAUGAGCAACGUUAUAGCUAGCAGCUGCUCCCUUCUCUCUUUUCAUGGAAGGAAAACUAAACCUGCCUUCAAAAAAAAAAAAAAAAAAAAAAAAAGAGCAUUAAAUUGGUAUCUACUUGCCACCUUUAAUGUUUUGGGCUGCCCCCUCCCCCUUCUUCCUUUAAUGCAUGCAGUUCCCAUCCAUGAAUUUGCCCUCUCAAUUUAAGGGCCUCCCCUCCCCACCUCAAAAACCCUUCUCCAUCUUCCUCCUCUUGUUUAAGGGUUGGUAUUCAUUUCUGGGUUUGGUUGAGUUUCCAUGGAGUUCACGACAGAGCUGUGUUUGGCUCCCAGCAGGAAGCAGCACCAUCAUCAGCAUGUGAAGACAUCGUCGGAAUCAGAAAGCAGCAGCAACAACAACAAAGGGAGCAUUGGUAUGAAUCAUCAUCACUCGAGGAAGAGGAAGGUGACGAUGAUCGAGAUGAUGCGUUUUGAUAACGAUUGUGAUCAUGUCGUCGAUCUUCAGCAGCAUCUUGAUCAGGAAGCGAAGAACAACAGGGCUCUGCCUUUGGAUUGGGAGCAAUGCCUCGACCUUCAUUCGGGAACGAUGUACUACUUCAACAGGAAGACGUCAAGAAAGAGCUGGAACCGACCAAAGGACGCGUACCAUGACAACGAAAACGAUCGAAACAACAGGAGCCUGGACCUGGAGCUCAACAUCUCAUCGCCGAGCAAGUACUACAACAAUGUGAGUGAUCACCAUCAACACAACAUGAUGAAGCUUCACCAUCACCAAAUUCCAGCCUCACCAUCACAAGAAGGGAAUUUCAGUCCUAGUGAUGGUGGAAGUAGUAGUACUAAUGAUGAUGACAAGGACAAUAACAUGGUGGCAUUGGCAUGUUUGAAUUGUCACCUCCUUGUGAUACUCUCCAAGUCAUCUCCUUGUUGCCCCAAUUGCAAAUAUGUACACUCCCUCCCACCCACAAUAUUUCACCACAACUACCCACCACAGCCCAAUAAGGCCCAAUUCCCUCCCAGGCCCAUUAGCACCUUGAGCCUGCUCAACUAGGCCUUUGAUCAAAAGAUAAUGUGUAUAAGUACAACUAAGUGUAUUUUAAUAGGACUAUAUGAGUAUAUGUGUUAUGUUAAUUAGUAUUUAGAUAUGGUUUGCCAUUUUUGUUCUUUCACUUUAUGUGAUGAAGGUACCCUCACCCUAAGCUAUGAUGUGUAAAGAGUUCCAAGGAAUUAAGCAGCUAGUAAUUA